Xiphias gladius (swordfish) is the source of this 2599-nucleotide messenger RNA. RefSeq names its product NADPH dependent diflavin oxidoreductase 1 (gene ndor1). Gene Ontology annotation, cellular component: cytosol. The record is from RefSeq and is a predicted model, not a curated record. Gene Ontology annotation, molecular function: FMN binding; NADPH-hemoprotein reductase activity; flavin adenine dinucleotide binding. NCBI's taxonomy places the organism in Eukaryota, Metazoa, Chordata, Actinopteri, Istiophoriformes, Xiphiidae. The transcript has 15 exons. The coding region runs from base 128 to 1912 and encodes 594 amino acids.
GAAACGCGCUUGCCGUAAAGUGUGGCGUUGGUGUUUAGAAUGAGGAGGUACCUGCCUGACUUCGAGCAGUCAUCUGUCAAUUGUAUCUACGUGUCAGGCUGUUGUUGACUAACAGAGCAGCGUCACAAUGUCCAAACCCACUCUUCUCAUCCUGUAUGGGAGCCAGACUGGGACUGCCCAGGACACAGCCCAGAGGAUUGCACGACAGGCGAAGAGAAAGUGGCUGCAAGUUCAAGUGUUGCCUCUGGAUAGCUACAACGUGGCCAACUUGAUCUCAGAGUCUCUGGUUGUUUUCGUGUGUGCCACCACUGGCCAAGGGGACCCUCCAGACAAUAUGAAGAACUUCUGGAGGUUUCUUUUCAAGAAAUCUCUACCUGUUGGAUCUCUGAAUCGUCUGGACUGUGCUGUACUGGGCCUGGGGGACUCCUCCUAUCCAAAGUUCAAUUUUGUGGCUAAGAAGCUUCAUAAGCGCCUUCUGCAGCUGGGUGCCAGUAUACUGCUGCCUGUUGGGCUGGCAGAUGACCAACAUGACCUUGGGUCAGAUGCUGUGAUUGAUCCUUGGCUUACAGCAUUUUGGGAGAAAGUGUUUGCCCUGUACCCAUCUUUGGCUGAUGUGAUACCACUCAGGGAAGAUGAACCACUUCCUCCAACGUACACUUUCCACUUCCUGGAUGAUGUGAAAGAGGAGACAGAUGACAAGCUGAGGAUAUCCACAGAGCAAACUGUACACUCCCAGUCUCAUUCCUUCCCUGCCAGACUGGUUUCCAAUAGGAGAGUAACAGACCUGUCACACUUCCAGGAUGUGAGGCACAUAGAGUUUGACAUCACUGGAUCCAGUAUCGAGUUUGGUGCUGGUGACGUGGUGAGUAUGCGUCCUUGCAACACACUAGAAGACGUACAACAAUUCUGUCAACUGCUGAGAUUAAAUCCAGAGGUCAGAUUCACUCUCAGGGCCGCAGACAACACUGCAGUUCCGGCCAGGCUUCCUCAGCCCUGCACUGUGCAACAACUUGUGGAGAGCUAUUUGGACAUCGCAGCUGUACCCCGCCGUUCCUUCUUUGAGCUGCUGUCUACCUUCGCCACCAAUGAGCUGGAGCGGGAUAAGCUGGUUGAGUUCAGCUCAGCGGCAGGCCAGGCCGAGCUGCACAGCUACUGCAACCUGCCCCGCCGCACCGCACUGGAGGUCUUGGCAGAUUUCCCCCACACUACAGCAGAAAUCAAAGCAGACCAUCUCCUGGAUCUUUUCCCUGAGAUCCAGCCUCGCUCAUUCUCCAUCGCUUCUUCUCUCCAGGCUCACCCACACAGGCUUCAAAUCCUGGUAGCUGUUGUCCGGUACAAAAGCAAGUUGUAUAAACCAAGAAAAGGCCUCUGCUCCACCUGGUUAGCCUCCCUGGACCCUGCACAAGGGGAGGUGUUUGUGCCUCUGUGGGUGAAGAAGGGAAGUAUGAAGUUCCCUAAAGAGACGGACACCCCUGUGAUAAUGGUUGGACCUGGAACAGGAGUGGCACCGUUCAGGUCAGCUUUACAAGAGAGGAUUGCUGAAGGAAAAACUGCCAACGUCCUGUUCUUUGGAUGUCGCUCGGAGUCAAAAGACUUCUACUUCAGGUCAGAGUGGGAGGAGAUGAUGAGGGCCGGACACCUGACCCUUUUCACAGCCUUCUCACGAGACCAGGAGGAAAAAGUGUAUGUCCAGCAUCGUGUGAAGGAGAACGCUGGGCUCCUGUGGGACCUGAUUGCGAAUAAAAGUGCCUGCUUUUACAUCGCUGGCAAUGCUAAACAGAUGCCAGCCAGUGUGAGUGACGCUUUGAAGGAGGUGUUCCAGCAGGAAGGAGGCAUGUCCGCCGAGGAAGCCGAGGAAAUGUUUGCGGCCAUGGAGAGGACAGGCCGACUCCAGAGCGAGACUUGGUCCUGAUGACAUGAUUUCAACCCACCGCUCCUCAAAGUUCACAUUCAGCUGCUGCUGCCAUGUUGACUGCGUUAUACAGUUACCGCUUUGGAAAGUGUAAUCAAGGUGGUUUCAUUCAUGUUCAUAUUUGUGCAUGAAAGUUUGUUCUUGACUUUUGGGAACAAUAUUGUGUCAAACUAAAUUAAGCUAAAUGGUCCACUUCCAGCUUCUUUUCAGCUUUCAACCACAUCCCACUGAGGUGUUUGUACUGAGACGCUGGAGUUAACACCACAGCCUCCCCACUGGCUAGCAGAAUACACGCUCUCCUUGGUCCUGCUGGCCCUGAAAUACAUUAUUACAGGCUGCCGAGGUAGUCUCACUUAAGAUAGUCAAAGAAAUUGGUCAAUAUGCCAGACACGUGUGAAAAAGCUGCACACACAUAGCAACCCAAACCCAGAGUUGAAGGACUAGUUUGACAUUUGGGAAAUACACUUAUUUGCUUCCUUGAGAGUUAGAUGAGAAGACUGAUACCACUCUCUUGUCUAGUUGUCACUUUAACAUUGCCAGGCAACCGGCAAAAACUCCAGGAAGUCACUGGGUCCACCAAGAAAUAGUCUGGCACACAACCCCUUGGUAAACCACAACUUGUUCUUUUGUUGGUUGGUUCUUUUGGUUUUUGUACUGUUGAAAUAAACAUUAUAUAACAUGUUAAUU